This is a messenger RNA of Neurospora tetraspora, 2547 nucleotides long. RefSeq lists its product as uncharacterized. The record is from RefSeq and is a predicted model, not a curated record. Lineage: Eukaryota; Fungi; Ascomycota; Sordariomycetes; Sordariales; Sordariaceae. The coding region runs from base 1 to 2547 and encodes 848 amino acids. The transcript has 2 exons.
AUGGAGCAGUGGUUACCUCCAAGCCACGAGAGCUCUGUCAACCUGAUACGGGCCGACGGCGGCGAGAUCUGGACAGUCCUCUCCCCUCGACGCCGUGCUAGAAGCCCCUCAAGACUCACGACGUUUUCCGAUGCCAAUGGACUGGUCUAUCUCGAUCCCCUUCCCGAACCCAUCAUGAAAGACCCGAGUCCGAAGAAAAGGGAUCCGUUGGCGGACAUGCUCCCCGACAGCUGGGAGCCAACUCAGAAACGUGACCCCGAUCCGGUCAAGGAGACACCACGACAGCCCGAAAAUAAGACCCAGCCUGCUGUCAAUGCCCAGACUCAGAACAGAACUCCUCUCUUCGCCGACGACCUGGCUCUCGACAUGCCAUGGAACUCUGUUUCUUCCCGCACGAAACCUACCAAGACCCGUCAGUCCCAAGCCAAACCAAAGGCCAAGCCCAGCAAAGGUGCUGGCUCAACCCCGCCCACCGAACCUGACAAGUCCACUGAUUCUACGUCCCCGCAUGAUGGCUCUGCUCUUCGGAGAUCUCCUCGGAUUUCCAAGCUCAUGGCUCACCAGAAGCUUCAGACUACUACUCCUCCUUCUUCGCGGUCUGAAGUCGAGAAGGACGGUCAGAAAUCGAAGAGUGGUUCAGUUCCCGCCAUACCCAGGAAGCGAAAAGCACAACCACAUGAAACCGAGACUUUGGAAACGAGUGGCUCGGAUACACACGACAAGAAACCAACAGGAUUGCCGGCUAAGCCUUCCAAGAUCCAACGCACUGAGCAAGCCAGUCCGGCCGAGGCCAAACCCCCCACCAAAGAGAGCGAGGUAGCAAGACCCAGGCCGGCAAACAAAGAGGUUCAGACUCCCGUUGAGCCCGAGGAGGAAGUCUUUCCCCAUGAUAAUAGAACUGAGAAGUACAACCCAGCAAGCAACAAGCUUCAGACUCCUAAUGAGCCGGAAGAGUCAGUUCUUUCCUAUCACAACAGAGUUGAAAAACAAGACUCGGCAACCACUGGAGUCCAAACUUCGAGUGAGCUGGAGGAGAUGCUGCAGCCCCUUCACGAGAGAACUCAGAAGAUCAAGACACCGCCCAUCUACCGAGACCAGGCAAUUCAGGCAUUCGGAUCCCAGACGACAUCCGAAGACGCGUUCCCUGCCAAGACAACUGUCAAUCUGAUGGCGGGCACACAAUAUGAGCAGAGGCCAUUUCGCAAGCAAGCAGCCCUCGUACAUGACGUGGUCAAUGAACUACCCAGACGUAUUUCAAGGGAGGCUGUCUCUUUGCCAGCUCCCAAAGACACUGUGCCUUCACAUAUGGCUCAUGCGUGGGAUAGGUUGGCUCAGAGGGGACCCCAACACCAGACUCUCGACCUCAAACUGGCGCAGGAAGCAGUUCCCGUAUUCCAUCCUGCCAAUCAUGGACAAGAACAUCAUAAUGUUAACUCUGAACUCUCGAGUUCUCCCUUGUUUAUGGAUCAAGGUCCUGUUUAUGAUGGUGACCAAGAACCUGGAGCAGCACCAUGGCCGCCUAGGAACAUGUUCCGCAAUGGCUUGGAGACCUAUGAAGGCCAAGUUUCGCACCGCAACACAGCUUCCACACUACGCAAACAGCCGUCUCACAACCGGUUGCCUGUUCUGGCUUUCGCUCAGCAUCCUGAUCUCGCCUACUCGCUGCCACAUGCUGCCGAUCUUACAAACGAGUUUCGAGGAAUGCCAGCUCAGCGCCCGCAAAGCCAAGGGAGUGCUUCGGCGUCUUCAGAGCAAAGCAGAGAAACAAGCCCGGAAGAGGUCUGGAGGAGAGAGACAGUGGAUGACUCCACAUUUGCGAUUGUGCACAAAAUAGGGAUGAUGUUACAUCGCGCACUCAAGCCGAGAGAAGAAGUCGUUGACGACAUAAUCAAGGAUUACCUGGAGAAUUCAGUGCUGCUACUUGAGCAGAUGAACACUUGUCAUGAAACUGAAAGAGAAACCACUGUUGACAAUCACGAAGCGGCAACCCAAACCUUAUACUCCCUGUUCGACACAGCCUGGCAGGAUAUCCGACACCUGCAAGAACAACUGCAGUCAUUUGACAUCUCGAAGAUACUGGCCAGUACCCGCAAGCCUGCAUUUGGCCAGAAGAUGCACAUGUUGAACCGGCUGUGCGACGAGCGCCUUAGCAAGUACAUUGAACAAGCUUCCCGCGCGACAACCGGCGAUGAGGAUUCAGUCUCCAGGAAGGGUGACCUUGUGGAGUUCUUCAAGUCACAACUUCACGAACAGAUUGGGCAUUCUGAUGCUUUGACCACGAAGCUCCAGAUAAUCGAUGCGGAAGCAGACAUGUUCAUCGAGCGUCUUCGCAACGAUGAGAUAGGCUUUCCGAGCAGGCAGUCUGAUGCACAGCAUAUUAAAGACGACCCAAAGACGACUUCUCAAGCUAUGGAGCAGGCCGCUGACGCGCUGAUCGGUUCGAAGCAGAAGCAACCUGCUCCAGAUGGCGAGGCACUGCUUGGCAGUUCUCAGGAACCCAUCGAGGUGUCGUCACACUAUGACUCGGACAGUGAUUACGUUGACUGA